CCAGGACCCAGCCCUCCCCCGUGCGUAUCUCGCUUAAGAUGGCAGCGGAGUCAGGGGAACUAAUCGGGGCUUGCGAGUUCAUGAAAGAUCGGUUAUAUUUUGCUACUUUAAGGAAUAGACCAAAAAGCACAGUAAAUACCCACUAUUUCUCCAUCGAUGAGGAGCUGGUCUAUGAAAAUUUCUAUGCAGAUUUUGGACCUCUGAACUUGGCAAUGGUGUACAGAUACUGCUGUAAACUAAACAAGAAACUAAAAUCAUACAGUUUAUCACGAAAGAAAAUUGUGCACUACACCUGUUUUGACCAACGGAAAAGAGCAAAUGCAGCAUUUUUGAUAGGUGCUUAUGCUGUAAUCUAUUUAAAGAAGACACCAGAAGAAGCCUACAGAGCACUCCUAUCUGGCUCAAAUCCCCCCUAUCUUCCAUUCAGGGAUGCUUCCUUUGGAAAUUGCACUUACAAUCUCACCAUCCUCGACUGUUUGCACGGAAUCAGAAAGGGAUUACAACAUGGAUUUUUUGACUUUGAGACCUUUGAUGUGGAUGAAUAUGAACAUUAUGAGCGAGUUGAAAAUGGUGACUUCAACUGGAUUGUUCCAGGAAAAUUUUUAGCAUUUAGUGGACCACAUCCAAAAAGCAAAAUUGAAAAUGGUUAUCCUCUUCACGCCCCCGAAGCCUACUUUCCUUAUUUCAAAAAGCAUAACGUGACUGCAAUCGUGAGGCUGAACAAAAAGAUUUACGAGGCGAAGCGCUUCACCGAUGCCGGCUUCGAGCACUAUGACCUCUUCUUCAUCGAUGGCAGCACACCCAGCGACAACAUCGUGCGAAGGUUCCUGAAUAUCUGCGAGAACACGGAGGGGGCGAUCGCGGUUCACUGCAAAGCUGGUCUUGGAAGAACAGGGACCUUGAUAGCCUGUUAUGUCAUGAAACACUACAGGUUUACACAUGCGGAAAUAAUUGCUUGGAUCAGAAUAUGCCGGCCCGGCUCUAUUAUAGGACCCCAGCAGCACUUCCUGGAAGAGAAACAGGCAUCGUUAUGGGUCCAAGGAGACAUUUUCCGAUCCAAACUGAAAAAUAGACCAUCCAGUGAAGGAAGUAUUAAUAAAAUUCUUUCUAGCUUGGAUGAUAUAUCUAUUGGUGGAAACUUAUCUAAAAUACAAAACGUGGAGAGAUUUGGAGAGAAUAAUUUAGAAGAGGAUGAAGAUGUGGAAAUGAAAAAUAAUAUAACCCAGGGAGACAAACUACGUGCCUUAAAAAGUCAGAGACAGCCACGCUCCUCACCAUCUUGUGCAUUUAGGUUGGAGGAUAUGAAAGGGCAUCCAAGAGCAGUGUCCCAGCCUUCCAGAUUGAGUUCUUCCCCACAAGGAUCUGCAUCUGCUUUGAAGACCUCAAAAGUGGCUUUGUCUCCUUUGGUGAUGGCCAAGAGGAUAAACAGAGGCUCUUUGUCCUCAGGCACCAGUGUAAGAAGCUUUUCCAUGAACUCCCGGCUAGCCAGUUCUCUAGGGAACUUGAACGCUGCAGCAGAUGAUCCAGAGAACAAAAAGACUGCCUCACCCUCCAAGGUGGGUUUCGUAGGCAACCCGUUCACCAGCCUCUUGAAUGGCAGCUCCCAGCCGCCUGCCAGAAAUUACCCUGAGCUCAACAACAACCAGUACAGCAGAAGCAACAGCAGCAGUGGGAGUGCCCUGAACAGUCAGCCGGGCCCUCACAGCGCCAAGACCGAGGAUCACGCCACCACCCUGCGGCCCUCCUACACCGGCCUUUCUUCUUCCUCAGCGAGAUUCCUGAGCCGAUCAAUCCCCUCCCUUCAGUCUGAAUAUGUUCAUUACUAAGGCCUUGCCACUCCGGUGAAAGCUGUUCUACUCUUAGACACAAUUGCUUCAUCUGGAUGAGCAAUGUAGAGAGAAAGCAGCUGCUUUUGCCAGAAGAAUAUCUCUGCCUUCUUACCUUAAAUUAAAGAGAGCACUAAGACAAGACCUUCAUGAGACUUGAAACCAGAAAACUCUGGUUAAUGACUACUAUAAAUGCACUGAAACUAUGUUUAUGAAGAU
Mesoplodon densirostris (Blainville's beaked whale) is the source of this 2045-nucleotide messenger RNA. It is a transcript of the gene CDC14A, whose product is annotated as cell division cycle 14A. The coding region runs from base 39 to 1826 and encodes 595 amino acids. Gene Ontology annotation, molecular function: protein tyrosine/serine/threonine phosphatase activity; protein serine/threonine phosphatase activity. The record is from RefSeq and is a predicted model, not a curated record. The transcript is spliced from 16 exons. Lineage: Eukaryota; Metazoa; Chordata; Mammalia; Artiodactyla; Ziphiidae. Gene Ontology annotation, biological process: cilium assembly; protein dephosphorylation; positive regulation of cytokinesis. Gene Ontology annotation, cellular component: mitotic spindle; centrosome; nucleolus.